Messenger RNA from Rhizoctonia solani, 555 nucleotides. Its product is annotated as RNA recognition motif protein. Gene Ontology annotation, molecular function: RNA binding. The record is from RefSeq and is a predicted model, not a curated record. The transcript is spliced from 6 exons. Lineage: Eukaryota; Fungi; Basidiomycota; Agaricomycetes; Cantharellales; Ceratobasidiaceae. Bases 1 to 555 code for a protein of 184 amino acids.
AUGAACGGUGCUAAAAUCUAUGUCGGCAAUCUCUCGUGGAACACCAAUGAUGAUACGCUGCGAAACGUUUUCAGUCAAUAUGGCAAUGUCCUCGACAGUAUCGUCAUGCGCGACCGCGAGACCGGUCGUUCCCGCGGAUUCGGCUUUGUGACCUAUGCUACCCAGGACGAGGCUACUGGUGCUAUUGCUACCGCCAACGGAAUUGACCUCGAUGGGCGCCAAAUUAAAGUCAAUCUUGCCAACGCUCGUGGGAGCGGGGGAGCAGGUGGCCCAGGCGGACCUGGGGCCAUGUAUCCUCCGCAGCCUGGAUUUGGAGGUGGAUACCCAGGCUUCCCAGGGAGCGGAUACGGUGGUGGCGGAGGCAAGUUCCCCUCUAUGCUCUCUAGCAUCUGGGCUAACGACGGUGCAGCUCCGUAUGGCGGUGCUGGAUUUGGCGGAUACCAGCCUCCCCAAGGAAAUGCCGGUUUUGGAGGCUUCAAUCAAGGUCCUGCUGGCUACGGCGCACCGCCUAACCAGUUCCCGCCCAACCAAGGCGGGUACCCUGGCCAAUAUUAG